Messenger RNA from Tripterygium wilfordii, 1392 nucleotides. Its product is annotated as protein FAR1-RELATED SEQUENCE 5-like. The transcript has 4 exons. The record is from RefSeq and is a predicted model, not a curated record. Gene Ontology annotation, molecular function: zinc ion binding. Gene Ontology annotation, biological process: regulation of DNA-templated transcription. The coding region runs from base 1 to 1392 and encodes 463 amino acids. Lineage: Eukaryota; Viridiplantae; Streptophyta; Magnoliopsida; Celastrales; Celastraceae.
AUGGCUGACAAAACCCCAUUAGUUGUUAACAAUGAGGAUGAUGAAAAAUUUUUCAAGAUUGGAAUGACAUUUAGUUGUGAGGAUGAAGCUUAUAAAACAUAUAAUAUGUACGCAAUUCAGAAAGGGUUUGGUGUUCGAAGGGGGCAAAAGUCAUAUAAUCGGAAGAAUGAAUUACGUCGGUGUAUUUUUCUUUGUUCUUGUGAGGGGUUUUCACCAUAUGUCCCACCACAUGAGCAAAGAAAAAUUGAGAGAAUAGAUACUAGGUGUGGUUGUAAAGCUCGUGUUAGGUUUGGCAUUGAAGGUGAUGUUUGGACAGUGAUUGAUCUAAUAGCUGAGCACAACCAUGAGUUAAUUAAGGAAGAUCAAAGGCAUUUGAUUAAGUCUGGGAAAAAAAUGACUGAAACUAGUUCAAGUGUUCUACAAUCAAUGACAAAUGCUGGAAUUAGAGCAACUAAGGCGUAUUCUUACAUAACAAAUGAAGCUGUGGGUGCAAAGAAUGUUGGGUUCACAUUGAGGGAUUGUCAGAAUUUUUUACAAUCUCAAAGAAUGAAGAUGAUAGCUGCCGGGGAUGCUCAAAAUGAGACCACGUCUUCAUUUAUUUGGUUGUUCGAAUCUUUUUUGGAAUCUAUGGGAAACAAGGCUCCUAAGACUAUAUUCACUGAUCAAGAUCAAGCUAUGUCAAAUGCUAUUGAAAAAGUGUUUCCCAAUACUCGUCAUCGUUUGUGUGAGUGGCAUAUUGCAAAGAAUGCUACUACAAAUAUCCUCAGCUAUAUGCACAGCCUGAAUUUAAGAACAAGUUUUUCACUAAGUUAUUACAUGGUUGUGAAAAUGAAGAAGAGUUUCAAAGUACUUGGGAUAAAAUGGUUCAAUGUUGGGAUCAUUAUGAAGAAAAUGCGUGAGGCUGAAAUUGAAGAUGACUAUAGUUGUGCUCGGGGGAAACCAAAGUUGUAUGUUCGCAAUAAUGGGAUUUUGAAACAUGCGUCUACCAUUUACACACAUGUAAUUUUUAGAAAAUUUCAAGAUGAAUUUUUGCAAGGUAUUUCAGAGGUGAUCCUGGAUAAAUCUCUUGUAGAGCCAAUGCAUGUCUAUACUUUGAAAAAUGAAGGUGGCAAAAGAAUACGUGUGGUUCAUUUUAAUCCUGCAGAUUUGAGCAUUACAUGUAGUUGUCUAAUGUUUGAGUCCAAAGGUUGGUUAUGUCGGCAUGCUUUAAGGGUUUUGAAUGUUGAAUAUGGUGUUAAAAAUAUUCCUCCACAAUAUGUUCUAAAGAGAUGGACAAAGUCUGUCAAAGAAGGAAUUGUGAAAGAGUUUGAUUUUGGAAUGUCAGAAGGUGAUUUGGCAUCAUCAAAGACCAUUCGGUUCAACAAUCUGAUGAGAAAGAUUGAAAUCAUAUAG